CUCCCUCCAUCACGAGCUCUCCUCUUCCUCUCCUCUUCCUCUCCUCUCCCCUCCCCCCAAUCCCCAGCAAUCUCAAACCCAGCGAAAUCAAAUCCAUCGCCAAUGGCGGCUCCCCCUCGCGGCCCCCGGCGCCGGCCGCGACCCCAUACCCUCCCCGCCGCCGCCAUCCUCGUCCUAAGCCUCCUCCUCCUCUCACCACCAUCCUCCUCCUCCUCGGCGGCGGCGGGGCCGACGAGCCCGAUCAAGACGGUGGUGGUGGUGGUAAUGGAGAACCGCUCCUUCGACCACAUGCUGGGGUGGAUGAAAUCCCUGAACCCGGCCAUCGACGGCGUCACGGGGGCCGAAUGGAACCCGGCGAACGCCUCCGACCCGUCCUCCCCGCGGGUCUACUUCCGCGACGGCGCGCAGUACGUGGACCCGGACCCGGGCCACUCGUACCAGGAGAUCCGCCAGCAGGUGUUCGGCUCCGACGACGCCUCCGGCCCCGCCAAGAUGAACGGGUUCGUGCAGCAGGCCACCUCCAUCGGUGGCGGCAACAUGACCGACGCCGUCAUGCACGGCUACAAGCCCGACGCCGUCGCCGUCUACAAGGAGCUCGUGUCCCAGUUCGCCGUCUGCGACCGAUGGUUCGCGUCCGUCCCCUCGUCGACCCAGCCUAACCGCCUCUUCGUCCACUCCGGUACCUCCGGCGGCGCCACCAGCAACAACCCAGAGUUGCUUGCCGAGGGUUACCCGCAGAGGACGAUCUUCGACAACAUCUACGACGCUGGCCUCUCCUUCGGCGUCUACUUCCAGGACGUGCCGGCGGUGCUCUUCUACCGCAACCUCCGCAAGAUCAAGUACCUCCUCAAGUUCCACCCGUUCCACAACACGUUCCGCGACCACGCCCAGAGCGGCAACCUGCCAAACUACGCCGUCGUGGAGCAGCAUUACAUGGACUCCAAGAGCCACCCGGCCAACGACGACCACCCUUCCCACGACGUCUACCAGGGCCAGAUGUUCAUCAAGGAGAUCUACGAGACCCUGCGUGCCAGCCCCCAGUGGAACGAGACGCUCAUGGUCAUCACCUACGACGAGCAUGGCGGGUUCUUCGACCAUGUGCCGACUCCUGUCGAUAACGUGCCCAGCCCUGACGGCAUUGUUGGUCCUCCGCCUUAUAACUUCGAGUUCAACAGGUUGGGGGUGCGCGUCCCGACCAUCUUCAUCUCCCCGUGGAUCGAGAAGGGAACUGUUGUCCAUGGGCCAAAUGGAAGUCCAACCCCGAAUUCACAGUACGAGCACUCGUCCAUCCCUGCAACCGUGAAGAAACUUUUCAAUCUGCCGCAGGAUUUCCUGACUAGAAGGGAUGCAUGGGCUGGGACCUUCGAGAGUGUCGUGAAAACCAGAACUGAACCAAGGACAGAUUGCCCAGAGACACUUCCGAUGCCGACGAGGAUACGGCAGACGGACGCGAACGAGGAGGCGAAGCUGAGCUCGUUCCAGCAGGAGAUCGUGCAGCUGGCGGCGGUGCUCAACGGCGACCACCAGCUGACGAGCCUGCAGGAGAGGAUCAGGGACAGGAUGAACGUCAGGGAAGGCACCGCCUACAUGAGGCGCGCCGUGAGGCGCUUCUUCGAGGCCGGCUUGUCGGCCAAGAGGAUGGGCGUUGCCAACGACGAGCAGAUCGUCAAGAUGAGGCCCUCGCUCACCACCAGGACCUCCUCCGACAUCGAUCAGGAACACCCGUAGAAGAAAAAGAAGCAUAUAUUUAUAGAAAUUGAUGGUUGGAAAUUGCUACUGCUGCUACUACAUAUAGAAAGAUAUAGGCUAGCCAGUACGGCGUGCUCGCGCUAGAUUGGAUUGGAUUGGAAGUGCUGUUGCUAUUAGGAUGGAUGGAUUGGGGUAUACAUGAGCCGUGUAAAGAAACAUUCUUUGGUAUACAAGCAAGGCAACGCAUGCAUUGUGACGUA
Messenger RNA from Brachypodium distachyon (stiff brome), 1949 nucleotides. Its product is annotated as non-specific phospholipase C2. NCBI's taxonomy places the organism in Eukaryota, Viridiplantae, Streptophyta, Magnoliopsida, Poales, Poaceae. Gene Ontology annotation, molecular function: hydrolase activity, acting on ester bonds. Bases 103 to 1728 code for a protein of 541 amino acids. Gene Ontology annotation, biological process: phospholipid catabolic process. The transcript has 4 exons. The record is from RefSeq and is a predicted model, not a curated record.